GGGUAUAGACCAGUGGUCAGCCGGUCGGGGAAGGGACUGGCUGGGAUGCAAAGCUUUGGCAUUCAGUGCAGUGCAGGCUAAGGGGGCGCUCGCAACGGGACCGGCAGCGCACCAAAAUGUCGUGUAUAUACAGCAACAAGAGCAGGGACGCCCAGGAUGGCGAGCAGCAGGUGGGCGAGGAGGGCAUGAUCUACGGCGAGUACUUGAUGCUGGACCGCGUGCUGAGCGCGCAGAGGAUGCUGUCCGAGCAGAACGGCAGGGCGGUGCACGACGAGCACCUCUUCAUCGUCACACACCAGGCUUACGAGCUAUGGUUUAAGCAAAUAAUUUUCGAGCUGGAUUCGGUGCGAGCUCUAUUCAACAGUAGCAAGGGGUUAGACGAGACCCUGACGUUGGAGAUUUUGAAACGUCUUCACAGGAUCGUCCUUAUUUUGAAGUUAUUGGUGGACCAGGUCAUGAUCCUCGAAACUAUGACUCCCCUCGAUUUUAUGGACUUCCGGAACUACCUGUGCCCAGCGUCGGGCUUCCAGAGUCUGCAAUUCAGGCUGUUGGAAAACAAGCUCGGAAUGAAACAGGAGCAGCGAGUGCGCUUCAACCAGCGGUACAGCGCCGUGUUCGGCGACGACCCCUCGGCCGUGGACGCCAUCACCCGGUCGGAGGAGGAGCCGAGCCUGGCGCAGCUCGUGCAGCGCUGGCUGGAGCGGACCCCGGGGCUGGAGGCGGAGGGCUUCGACUUCUGGGGCAAGUACCGCCAGGCCGUGGACCAGAUGCUCGCGCAGCAGCACGACGCGGCCAUGACCGCGGACACGGACUUGCGCCGCAAGUUCCUGCUCAACGACGUGGCGCAGCGGCGCGAGGUGUUCGACAGCGUCUUCUCGCCCGACACGCACGAGCUGCUGCUGCAGCGCGGCGAGCGCCGCUUCUCGUACCGCGCGCUGCAGGGCGCCAUCAUGAUCACCUUCUACCGGGACGAGCCGCGCUUCAGCCAGCCGCACCAGCUGCUCACCCUGCUCAUGGACAUCGACUCGCUCAUCACCAAGUGGCGCUAUAAUCACGUGAUAAUGGUGCAGAGGAUGAUAGGUUCUGCACAACUUGGUACCGGCGGAUCUUCGGGUUACCAAUACCUGCGGUCCACUCUAAGCGACCGCUACAAGGUAUUUUUGGACCUUUUCAAUCUGUCAACAUUCUUAAUACCGAGGGACUACAUACCACCACUUACAUCACAUAUGAAGAUUGCUCUAGCUGGUUCCUGGGGCCAGCCAUUAUCAGAAAAACAGGAGGAUGAAAGUUCCCUCGAACGCUCAGUGGAAGCCUCCAUUUGAAGAGGUGAAAUAGAUAUGAAGAUAAAUAUGAAUCAAAACAGUGGAGUAUAAUUUGGAUAGGAAUAACCAGACAAGAUUUUUUUUUAAACAAAAAGUUGUUUAAUGAACAACUCCCUCACAGAGAGAAAAUAAAUUAUAACAGAAUUGUCUUAAAAGAGUAUGAAAUGAAAAGGUCUAAUGAAAUGGAAA
Molecule: messenger RNA, 1511 nt
Organism: Frankliniella occidentalis (western flower thrips)
Lineage: Eukaryota; Metazoa; Arthropoda; Insecta; Thysanoptera; Thripidae
Gene: vermilion
Product: tryptophan 2,3-dioxygenase
Exons: 8
Coding region: 117-1322 (401 amino acids)
Molecular function (GO): L-tryptophan 2,3-dioxygenase activity; heme binding; metal ion binding
Source: RefSeq, a predicted model, not a curated record